Molecule: messenger RNA, 785 nt
Organism: Trichosurus vulpecula (common brushtail)
Lineage: Eukaryota; Metazoa; Chordata; Mammalia; Diprotodontia; Phalangeridae
Product: THO complex subunit 4-like
Exons: 2
Coding region: 48-785 (245 amino acids)
Biological process (GO): mRNA export from nucleus
Cellular component (GO): nucleus
Molecular function (GO): mRNA binding
Source: RefSeq, a predicted model, not a curated record
CCUGCCCCCCAUAUCUAAGGUGCCGAGGCCCUGAUUCCACGCCCACCAUGGCCAACAAGAUGGACAUGUCCCUGGACGACAUCAUUAAACUCAACUGGAGACAGCGGGGCGGACGCGACGGCGGGGGCGCGCAGGCGGCAGCCCGCGUGAGCCAAGGCGGGGGCCCAGUUCGGAACAGGCCGGCCAAGGCCCGCGGAGGCGCCAGGGGCAGCGGCAGGAACCGACCCGCUCCCUACAGCCGACCAAAACAGCUUCCAGAUAAAUGGCAACACGACCUGUUCGACAGCAGCUUUGGAGGCCAGGCUGGUGUCCAGACCGGAGGGAAAUUGCUGGUCUCCAAUCUGGAUUUUGGGGUCUCAGAUGCGGAUAUUCAGGAACUAUUUGCUGAAUUUGGAACUCUGAAAAAGGCAACCAUACAUUAUGAUCGGUCUGGCCGGAGCUUAGGAACAGCAGAUGUUCACUUUGAGCGAAAAGCAGAUGCUUUGAAGGCCAUGAAACAGUAUAACUAUAACGGAGUCCCUUUGGAUGGUCGCCCUAUGAAUAUUCAGCUUGUUACAUCACAGAUCAAUACACAACGAAGACCAGCACAGAGUGUAAAUAGAGGCGGAAUGACUAGAAACCGUGGCUCUGGCGGUUUUGGUGGUGGAGGCGGCACCUGGAGAGGCAGUCGUGGAGGCUAUCGAGGAAGAAGCAGAGGGACUGGAAGAAAUUUGAAACAACAGCUUUCCGCAGAAGAACUAGAUGCACAAUUGGAUGCUUAUUAUGCCAGGGGGGCUACCAGUUAA